AUCAAAGCGACCAUUUCAGACACACACAUCUCUCUCUACACACACAACAGAGCGCAGCAAUUGUAGCCGGAAAGUUCUCAUCGGAGAAUUUCGAGGAUGUCGUGGCAAACCUACGUUGACGAGCACCUUAUGUGCGAUACCGAGGGCAACAUCCUCUCCUCUGCCGCAAUCGUAGGCCACGACGGCACCGUCUGGGCACAGAGCUCCUCCUUCCCUCAGUUCAAACCAGAAGAAAUUUCUGCAAUCAUGAAGGAUUUUGAUGAACCUGGCUCUCUUGCUCCGACUGGGUUGCACCUUGGUGGGACAAAGUACAUGGUGAUUCAAGGCGAGGCAGGGGCUGUUAUUCGAGGAAAGAAGGGACCUGGUGGCAUUUGUGUUAAAAAGACUGGUCAGUGCUUACUCAUUGGGAUAUAUGAUGAGCCAAUGACUCCAGGGCAGUGCAACAUAGUUGUUGAAAGGCUCGGUGAUUAUUUGAUUGAUCAGGGCUUUUAGUCAUUGUUCCGUGGUAUUUUGAGGCAAACAAUUUAAGAUUGUGGUUUCUUGCUGAUGGCACACAGCCAAAGUAGUGGUAGAUACAAUUUCCCCAUGGAUUCAAAGAGUAUUAUUUCCUUUGUGCUUUUCCCCCGUUGGAAGGUGAUUUGAUGAUUUCAUGUGAGAAUGUAAGAUAAUUAUUUUGAUUGGGUUUUUUAAAAUUGGACCGUUGGAUUUGACUGCUGCAGUAUUUUAAUAUAUGAUUUUAUGUAAAUUUUCUGGUGGAA
Ipomoea triloba (trilobed morning glory) is the source of this 758-nucleotide messenger RNA. RefSeq names its product profilin-3. The coding region runs from base 97 to 492 and encodes 131 amino acids. Lineage: Eukaryota; Viridiplantae; Streptophyta; Magnoliopsida; Solanales; Convolvulaceae. The transcript is spliced from 4 exons. The record is from RefSeq and is a predicted model, not a curated record. Gene Ontology annotation, molecular function: actin monomer binding. Gene Ontology annotation, cellular component: cell cortex.